Messenger RNA from Gongylonema pulchrum, 987 nucleotides. NCBI's taxonomy places the organism in Eukaryota, Metazoa, Nematoda, Chromadorea, Rhabditida, Gongylonematidae. The record is from the annotation of a GenBank genome assembly.
AUAGAAGCAAAUCGUUUGCGCGUUCUUGGACUAGUACGAAACGACCAGGGCGUUUAUCAAUGCAUCGCGGAAAAUGACGCUGCCUCGGUGCAAGCAAGUGCCCAGCUGAUUGUCGAUAACGCCGAUUCGUUUUCGAUGGCUGCAUCAAGUGGACAACCGAAAAUGCCUUCCGAACCAUUGGGUGUUCGAGCAAGUGUUGUUGGAAGCCGUUUCGUCACACUUACAUGGGAUCCUCCUGUGCAAAGGCAUGGUGCUGUGCUGGCCUAUCAUAUUUUUUACAAGGAGCAAGAUUCUUCAAGGGAACGAAUGCUAAAUUCAUCGACGACAUCGCUGACAGUAACACCGCUUCAGCCAAACACCACAUAUUUCUUCCGUUUGGUUGCAGAAAAUGAAGCCGGCAUGGGCAAGUCCACUGCGCAUGUCCUCAUCACAACAACUCAGGAAAAGGCAGUUCCUGGUAAAGUUAAAAAUUUGCAUGCCAGUGCACUGAGUCCCGAGACAAUUGAAGUAUCCUGGGAACCGCCAAGCGGUGUUGGCCCUGCGCCAGUGCAGUACAAAUUAUUUUAUAUCAGGAAAGACCAUGAGCCCGGUGAAAAGGAAACACAGAUCGUGAUGAAGAAAACAUCAUACACUCUGCAUGGCAUGGAUAAAUAUGUUGAAUACAGCAUCAGAGUUGAAGCGGAAGGUGUUAACGGUGCUGGUCUGAGCUCCGAACCAGUAACUGUGAGGACGUUGUCUGAUUUGCCUUCUGAAGCUCCAAGUGACGUGCGAGCUGAAGCAGUUUCAUCGACCUCUAUCUAUGUGCAGUGGACACCGCUACCGCCGGAGGAGAGCAACGGCAUUUUGACAGGGUACCGAAUAAAGUAUAAGACAAAGUUGCGUGGUGCGAAAGGCAAUACUUUGGUGGUUGAUGGUAAUGACAGUUCAUAUACAAUAACAGGUCUCGAGCCUGGCACUCAGUACAUGCUGCGUGUUUCUGCUGUUAAU